This is a messenger RNA of Nipponia nippon (crested ibis), 9633 nucleotides long. The record is from RefSeq and is a predicted model, not a curated record. Lineage: Eukaryota; Metazoa; Chordata; Aves; Pelecaniformes; Threskiornithidae.
AUGCACCGAGCACAGGGACGCGGCGGCACGAGUAGGGCCGGUGGGGAGCCACGAGCAGCCCCGCCGAGCCCUGGCAUCCCCCCGAAGCGCGCCAAGGUCACGGCGGAGCCGGGGGCACCCGAGGAGGGCCCAGCUCGCCCGGUGGCACCAUUUUUUGCACGGAAGCUGAAGAAUGCGGCAAUCGGCACUGGCUGCGACAUCCGGCUGCGGGUGGUGGCAGUGGGCAACCCCCAGCCCAGCCUCCGCUGGUACCGAAACGAGGAGCUGCUGGCCCCACGUGAGGAGGAGUACGGGACCCUCUGGAUCCGGGAUAGCAAGAAGGAAGAUGCCGGCGUGUACACCUGCAUCGCUGAGAACGAGCGGGGAGAGGCCAUGACCAGCGCCGUGCUGGCCAUCAUUGACAUGGAAGACUCGGAGACGGGCGAGGAUGAGCCCAGCGAUCCCCAGGUGACGCAGCGCAGCGAGCUCCAGGAUGAGACGGCCUUCAGCACCCCCACGGGUGGGUCUGACACUCUCGUGGACGCCUCCAUGAACACAACGCCGACCUCGGUGCUGGCCCUGUCGCAGGCAGAGGAGCGCUCCAGCUGGUCAGGCAGCCAGCAGACCGUGGUGGAGAAGGAGACGGACGCCAGCCUCCCCGCACGGGGACCCUACCUUCGUCCUGCUGCCUGGCAGCAGCCGCAGGGAACCCCAAGGCAAGCAAACGCGCCGACUCCGCGCGGCGCCGAGGUCCGGCACCUGGGCGUGGAGCCACUGGUGCGGGCAUCACGGGCUAAUCUGGUGGGCACGAGCUGGGGGUCGGAGGAUAGCCUUUCAGUGGCCAGCGACCCCUAUGGCAGCGCCUUCAGCCUGUACCGAGGACGGGCGCUCUCGCUCCACGUCAGCAUCCCCCAGGGGGGCUACCGGAGAGAUGACACCCACAGCGGCCCUGUCUCUCCGAAGCCCGGUGCUGAGCCCCCAAGGCCCCCCGCUGCCCUGCCACUGACUGCCAAGCCACCCAUCCUCCGCUCGCCAUCUCCCCGCGCCGGCCCGUGCCUGCCGGCGCCCGCCGGCGCCGCGUCCCCCCCUGCCGCCCGUGGCCCUGGCGUCCCCUCCUUCACGCCUGUGACCCCCCGCAAGAAGUCCUCGGUGCCGGCAGAGUACCAGGACACCGUCCCCGAGGAGUACGAGGAGAAGAUCAAGAAGCCCAAGUCCUCGGGGUACUCACAGGGCAGCACGCAAGAGUCCCGUCCCGCGACACCAAUGAGCGACGCCUCCGGCCGCAUCUCCGUCCGGGCAUCCCCCAAGCUGGUGCGUGCCGGCUCCAAGAUCUUCGAGAGACUGCAGUACUUCGAGGAGCGGCGGAGGAGCCUGGAGCAGGCAGACAGCCCCUUCCCCGCACACCCCUGCCUGCCCUUGCGCAAGACGCGUUCCUUCGACCAGCCCGGCUCCAGCUCCCGCCGUGCCAGCACGCUGGGCGGCUCGCGGGAGGACGUGCGGGAAGGCGGCCGUUGGGAGUCAGGCAGCACGGCAGCAUGCCGGCGUUUGGCCUUCCGGCAGAAAGCCGCAUCCUUCGACGAGCGGGGCAAGUUCGCCGGCCGUGUCUACGCCAUCGAGCACAAGUUUGCAGAGGAGCUGACCCGCAUCAAGCGGACGGUCUCCAAGCAGCAGCUGCGGCGCUCCCAGGAGCUCGUGGCGCUGGUGGGACCUGAUGGGGACCUGGAGCUGGGGGGGCAGCGCGGCAGGAAAGCCCCGGCGCGGGGUGGCGUGGUGGCUGGUCAGCCCAACGAGGCGGAGGAUGCGGGCGCCAGGAAGGGUCCGCAGCAAGAAGGCACUGGGGAAGUGAAGAAGAAGGAGCAGUGGCCGUUAGCGCAAGCCACCCCACAGGGACGGGCAGCCCUUUCGCAGGCGGGUCCCGCCGAAGGCAGCCCGUGCCCGGACGGGGGCCCCGCCAGUGGAGCCCGUGCCCCUGGGGCAGUGAGCGAAGCCCUGGCCGCCCGGCUGGCCGUGCCCCACGGGCUGUACCGGCGGCCAGAGGCGCCCGUGGAGGUGCGGUUCCUGCCCUGGGCGAAGCCAGGGAUGGAGCAGGAGGCUCGCCUGGAGAGGAGCUGGGCAGGGCAGCAUGGCGUGGGCAGGGAGGUGGAGAGAAGGCAGAUGAAAGUGUCGGAGAAGAAAGAGAGUGGCCGGACGGCUCAAGAAGGCAGGAGCAUGCGGAGCAAGGGGAAGGGGCGGCGAGCCAGGCCCACCUCUCCGGAGCUAGAGUCCUCUGACGACUCCUACGUCUCAGCGGGUGAAGACCCCCUGGAAGCCCCCAUCUUUGAGAUCCCCAUCCAGGACAUGGCGGUGGCCGUGGGGGCGGAGGUGCUGCUCAAGUGCAUUGUCACAGCCAACCCCCAGCCAGAAGUGUCCUGGAGGAAGGACGGGGUCCCGCUGCGGAGCAGCACGACGCGGCCCAUCAAGGCGGAGGGCGAGCGUCAUACCCUGCUGGUCAGGAGUGCCCGGGUAGCCGACGCUGGCCUCUACACCGUCACCGCGGCCAACGAGGUGGGAGCGACCUGCUGCAGUGCCAUCCUCAGCGUGCGGCCCGGUGAGUGCCGGCGGCCUGGCGGUGGGAGCGCCAGCCCCAUCACCUCGGACGAGGAGUACCUGAGCCCCCUGGAAGAGUUCCCCGAGUCCGGCACCCCCCAGCACCGACCGGCCAUGAAGCUGCAACCUAGAGCCGAGCAUGGGGCUGCCCACGGCUCUCCGGAGAGCACCUUCAAGGCUGCACCCACCUUUGAGGUGUCCCUGUCGGACCAGUCGGUGCUGGAGGGGCAGGAUGUCAGCAUGAGCGUCCGCGUCCGUGGGGAGCCCAAGCCCAUCAUAUACUGGCUGAGAAACCGGCAGCCGGUGAAGUACGGCCGUCGGCACCACGCAGAGGAGGUGGAGGGGGCACGGGGGCUCUUCACGCUGCACAUCCUGGCGGCGGAGCGCACCGACACCGGCUUCUACACCUGCAAGGCCGUCAAUGAGUACGGCACCAAGCAGUGUGAGGCCAAGCUGGAGGUCAGAGCUCGCCCCGAGUGCCAGUCCCUGGCCAUCGUGGUUCCCCUGCAGGACGUGGUGGUCGGGGCGGGGGAGCUGGCACUCUUUGAGUGCCUGGUGGCUGGCCCUCCAGACAUGGACGUGGACUGGCUAUCCCGGGGCCGGCUGCUCCAGCCCGCCCUGCUCAAAUGCAAGAUGCAUUUUGACGGGCGCAAGUGCAAGCUGCUGCUCACCUCUGUGCAUGAGGACGACAGCGGGAUCUACACCUGCAAGCUCAGCACCGCCAAAGACGAGCUGACCUGCAGCGCCCGGCUGACGGUGCAGCCCUCCGUGCAGCCGCUCUUCACCCGCAAGCUGGAGGACGUGGACGUGGUGGAAGGGCGAACGGCGCGUUUCGACUGCAUGAUCAGUGGGACUCCCCCUCCGACGGUCACCUGGACCCAUUUUGGCCAGCCGGUGCAGGAGGGGGAGAACAUGCGGAUUCAGCGGGACAGGGGGCUGCACUCACUGGUCAUCGUGCACGUGGGCAGCGAGGACGAGGGGCAGUAUGCGGUGACUGCCAGGAAUGCCCACGGCCAUGUGGAGUGCUCUGCCGAGCUCUACGUGGAGGAGCCGCGGCCGUCUGCUGCCUCCCAGAGCUCCAAGCUGGAGAAGAUGCCAUCCAUCCCGGAGGAGCCGGAGCAGGCGGAGACGGAGGCAGAGUGCUUCACCAUGCCCGAUUUCCUGAAGCCGCUGCACAACCUGGACGUGGUGGAGUCGAAGGAGGCUGUGCUGGAGUGCCAAGUGGCCGGGCUGCCCUACCCCUCCAUCACCUGGUUCCACAACGGCUCCCGCAUCGACAGCACUGAUGACCGCAAGAUGAUGCAGUAUAAGGAUGUCCAUCGCCUGGUAUUCACGGCCGUCAGCCACGCGCAUGCUGGUGUCUAUAAAAGCGUCAUUGCCAACAAAGUGGGGAAGGCCACGUGCUACGCACACCUCUACGUCACCGACGUGGUGCCGACCCCCCCGGACGGGCCCCCCACUGUGGCCUCGGUGACCGGCAGAGCCAUCACGCUGACCUGGAACAAGCCCAAGUGGCUGGACACUGCCAUAGACCCCAAGUCGGUGACCUACCUGGUGCAAAUGCAAGUGCUGGGCACGACGCAGUGGCUGGUGCUGGUGGCCGGCGUGCGGGACACCACUUACACGGUGCAUGGGCUGACCAAGGGUGCCCAGUACCUCUUCCGUGUCAUCACCGCCACCCCCAAGACCAACAGCAAGCCCUCCCCGCCUGUGGGGCCCGUGCAGCUCCUGGACCGGGGUCCCUACCUGGAAGAGGCCCCAGUCAUCCUGGACAAGCCAGAUGUGUUGUACGUGGUGGAGGGUCAGCCAGCCUCCAUUACCAUCACCAUCAACCACGUGGAGGCCACCGUCACCUGGAAGAGCAACCGCCACGGCACUGCCCGCUGCACCCUCCGCCUCCGCCUCGCAGAGGCACCACGCUUUGAGUCCAUCAUGGAGGACAUCGAUGCCCAGGAAGGGGAGACGCCGCGCUUUGCUGUGGUGGUGGAGGGGAAGCCGCUGCCGGACAUCAUGUGGUACAAGGACGGGGAGCUGCUGGAGGAGAGCAGCCACCUGAGCUUCGUGUACGAGGACAACGAGUGCUCGCUGGUGGUGCUGGGCGCCACCGAACCCGACAGCGGCGUCUACACCUGCACGGCCAAGAACCUGGCCGGGGAGGUCUCCUGCAAGGCAGAGCUGGUGGUGCGGGCAGCCCAGCCCCCUGCCGAUGCCGCCAUGGAGGAGGAGGCACUGCACAAGGCGCGACGCCUGACUGACUACUACGACGUGCACGAGGAGAUUGGGAGAGGGGCUUUCUCCUACCUGCGGAGGGUGACGGAGAAGAGCAGCCGGCUGGACUUUGCCGCCAAGUUCGUCCCUGGGAGGACCAAGGCCAAGCAGUCGGCACGCCGGGAGCUGCACAUCCUCUCGCAGCUGGACCAUGAGCGCAUCGUCUUCUUCCACGACGCCUUUGAGAAGAAGAAUGCCGUCAUCAUGGUCAUGGAGCUCUGCGCCAAGGAAGAGCUGCUGGACAGGAUGGCGAGGAAGCCCUCGGUGUGCGAGUCCGAGGUCCGGUCCUACAUGCGGCAGGUCCUGGAGGGGAUCUGCUACCUGCACCAGCACAGCGUCCUGCACCUGGACAUCAAACCAGAAAACCUCCUGAUGGCGGAUUCGAGCAGCGAGCAGGUCCGGAUCUGCGACUUCGGCAAUGCACAGGAGCUGACCCCCGAGGAGCCGCAGUACUGCAAGUAUGGCACCCCCGAAUUCGUGGGCCCCGAGAUCGUCAACCAGAGCCCCGUCUCCAGCGUCACCGACAUCUGGCCCGUGGGGGUCAUCGCCUACCUCUGCCUGACGGGGAUCUCCCCCUUCGUGGGGGAGAACGACAAGACGACGUUGAUGAACAUCCGCAACUACAACGUGGCCUUCGAGGAGAGGAUGUUCCAGGGGCUCACCCGGGAAGCCAAGGGCUUUGUCAUCAAAGUGCUGGUCAAUGACAGGCUGAGACCCAAUGCGGAGCAGACCCUGGAGCAUCCCUGGUUCAAGACGCUGGCCAAGGGGAAGGUCAUCAGCACCGACCACCUAAAGCUCUUCCUCUCCCGUCGGAAAUGGCAGCGCUCGCAGAUCAGCUACAAGUGCAACAUGGUGCUGCGGCCGAUCCCGGAGCUGCUGGAGGACACGUCCAACCACCUCUCCAUCGCCGUGCCCCGGCACCUCAAGGAGUCGCCGGCACUGUCAUCCUCCUCGGACUCGGACGACCUGGACGAGCUGCCCUUCAUCCCCAUGCCGCACCAGGUGGAGUUCUCCGGCUCCCGCAUGUCGCUCAAUGAGAUCCCCACAGAUGACGAGGCCAUGGGGACACCUGAGGGGCCGCGGUUGGAGGCGGUCACGCCGGGGGACGUCUCCGCCAUGGAGUGGCAGAGUCAGGGUAUGGGGAAGCCCGGGGUGGCCCUGGGAAAGCGGCCAAGGGGCACCGGGCCACGGCGGCCAUGCGUGGAGGCAGAGGCACCUGGCUCCUCCGAUGAAGAAGCCCCCGAAGCCCAGAGGCGGCCGGAGUACCCCCGCAAAGCCAUGAGGAAGGGGUCCAGCCUGGAGUCCCCGUCUCCGCCAUGGAGUGGCAGAGUCAGGCACCGGCUGCAGAAGAGCAGCUCCUUCAGCCACGGGGACGCCGAGCCCGUUGUCCGGCACCGCCGCUCUGGCGCGCCCCUGGAGAUCCCGGUGGCCCACCUGGAGGCCCAGCGGCUCAAGGAAUCCCCAUCACUCUCGGCCCUCUCUGAUGCCCGGCCUCCAGUACCACCAGACGCCCCCGGCCCGCCGACACCCUCCGUGGUGGAGACCGCUGUCCCCCGAGCUCCCGCUGCCAGGGCUGCCCUGGGGAGCAGGCGCAUCCCUGAGGAGCGCAGCCAGCCCGGGGCCAGCAUGGCCGCCACCACCAUGGGGAAGAAGCCCACAGCUGGGGGGCAGGAGGAAAAGACGCCCACCAAGGCCGCUGGAGCCAGCGGGGAGGGGGCUGCCAGGAUGGGAGCACCCACCACACCACAGCCCCUGGCUCCCAGCACCCAAGCCCCCAAAACGUCUUCCUACGCCAAGGUCAUGCAAGCCAUGGGAGCUGUGCGAGGCGGGGAGCCAGCCACCGAGGAAGCCCCCCGGUCCCCGCCGGCCACCCCCACUGAGCCUCCCCCAGCAGCACCAGCACCAGCACCGGCAUCGAGGAGGGAGGCGAAACCCGAUGGCUCCUCCAGCUCCCUGCUCAUCCAGGACAUCGACUCGGAGGAGGUCUUCGAGGCCAAGUUCAAGCGGGGCCGGGAGUCAUCGCUCAGCCGGGGGCUGAAGCUCCUCACCCGCUCCCGCUCUGAGGACCGGCACCUGGCUGGCCCCCCAGCCACCGACGAGGGCAUCUACCGUCCCACACCGGCUGGUGUGCCCUUGGAGCUGCGCAGGGACCGGCCCACCGGGCUGGCAGCCAAGUCCAUGUCGGUGCAGGACCUGCACGAGGUUGAAAAGGACAGGGGCUUCCUCCGGAGGAUGUCCGUGCUCCUCAAGCGGACCCCGCCUGCCGAGAGGAAGAAGAGCAGGGGGCAGGAUGGAGGCAGUGAGACCCCAACCAGCGGCCGCCGCUUCUCCUGGAGCCUGGCCCUGGGUGGCUCCAAGGAGCGGAGGGACUCGGAGAGCCUCAAGUCGGAGCCAGUGGGUGGUGGGGAGAGCGAUUCGCCAGUGGUGGCCGUGCGGAGGAAGAUCAGUGCCACGAUGGAGCGGGUCUCUGCCCGGCUGCGCAGCCUGUCGGACGAGCGGCCGGAGGGCGAGGGGCCCGGGGAGCUCCGCCGUGCCAGCUCCGAGGGGGAGAGCCUGCGGCCAGGGCCUCCGCCAGUGCCUGCACCCUCCUCUGAGUCCCUGCGCUCAGAGGGAAGCACCCGCUCCUCCGUCUCCACCAAAGGUGGGGGUGAGAGCCAGAAGCGGUCCCGCUGGGAGCGUUGGGGUCUCUCGCGGAGCAAGAAGGAGAAGGUGGCCUCCCAGCCCAGCAUACCCUCCAGCCUGCUGCGGGAGGAGGGACCUGCUGCCGGCCGGCCACACGCGCCCAGUGAGUCGGAUUUCCCCCCUGUUUUCCACAUCAAGCUGAAGGACCAGGUGCUGCUGGAGGGCGAGGCGCUGACCCUCUGCUGCCUGCCCGCCGGCAGCCCGACCCCCAGGAUCAUCUGGAUGAAAGACAAGAGGUCCCUGCAGCCGGACAGUGCACUGAACGUCGUCUCCUGCAAGGACGGCCGGCAGAUGCUCACCAUCACCAAGGUGUCCAGGAAGGAUGCGGGGCUGUACGAGUGUGCAGCCGCCAACGCCCUGGGCACGGCCAUCAGCUCCUGCACGCUAGCUGUGGCACGGCUGCCCGGGCGGCCGGGCACACCGGAGAUCCCCCAGAAGUACAAGAACACGGUGCUGGUGCUGUGGAAGCCUGCGGAGAGCAAAGCCCCCUGCACCUACACGCUGGAGCGCAGGCUGGAUGGAGAGCACGAGUGGAAGAUCGUCAGCACCGGCAUUGCCGACUGCUACUUCAACGUGACGGAGCUGCCCCCCAGGAGCACCGCCAGGUUUCGGGUGGCCUGCGUCAACAAGGCCGGGCAGGGGCCCUACAGCACCCCCUCGGGGAAGGUGCACCUCGAUGCCGCAGAUGCCCGAGCUGCCUCAGCCAAGGACAUCGCUGUCCCUAUCCCCGUCCCCAUCCCCGAGAAGGUGGCUUCCAGCCGGUCAACCCAGACACCCGUGGGGCAGCUGGAGCCACCGGCUAUGGGAGCCACCCCCACCACGCCACCCCGCAAGCAGAAGGGAGUGGUGCAGAAGGCAGAUGGGGCGGUGGAGGCGGACGCCCCCCCCGGGGUCCUCCAGCCCCCUGUGCCCCACGAGGAGGGGCCACGGCCGGACCCCGAGCUCCCGCCUGACAUCACCAUCUUGUCAACCACCCCCGGCUCAGCCCCCACGCUAUCUCCCACCCCCAAUGCUGCACCUGCGCGGAAGAUGCCCCCCUACAUGGUCACCUCCUUCGUCUCCAUGCCCCCCACGUCGUCCUCCCCGCAGGAGCCCCCCGUCACUGCCCCAUCCUCCAAGGAGCCCCCGGCUGAGAGUGGGACCCCGGGGGCAAAGGACAGCACUGCGCUGCGGCAGGGCGUCCCCCAAAAGCCAUACACCUUCUUGGAUGAGAAGGCGAGGGGCCGUUUUGGGGUGAUCCGUCUGUGCAAGGAGAAUGCCACAGGGAAGCACUUCAUGGCCAAGAUCGUGCCCUACGAGGCGGAGAGGAAGCAGAGCGUGCUGCAAGAGUAUGAGAUCCUCAAGGCACUGCACCACGAGCGCAUCAUGGCCCUGCACGAGGCGUACAUCACCCCCCGCUACCUGGUGCUCAUCUGUGAGAACUGUGCCGGCAAGGAGAUCCUCUACAGCAUCGUGGACAGGUUUCGCUACUCGGAGGACGAUGUGGUGAGCUACGUGCUGCAGCUCCUGCAGGGCCUCGAGUACCUGCACGGCCGCCGCAUCGUGCAUCUCGACAUCAAGCCGGACAACGUUGUCGUCUCGGGCAUGAACGCCCUCAAGAUCAUUGAUUUCGGCAGCGCCCAGACCUACAACCCCCUCGUGCUGCGGCAGCUGGGGCGGCGCGUUGGCACCCUGGAGUACAUGUCGCCAGAGGUGGUGAAGGGUGACCCGGUGGGCUCUGCAGCAGAUGUCUGGGGCGUUGGCGUCCUCACCUACAUCAUGCUCAGCGGGCGGUCACCGUUCUUUGAACUGGACCCCAUCGAGACGGAGAACCGCAUCCUGGCAGGGCGCUUUGAUGCAUUCAAGCUGUACCCCAAUGUCUCACAGAGUGCUGCCCUCUUCAUCCGCAAGGUCCUCGCCGUCCACCCCUGGAGCCGCCCCACGGUGAAGGACUGCUUUGCCAACGCCUGGCUCCAGGACGCCUACCUGAUGAAGCUGCGCCGCCAGACCCUGACCUUCACCACCAACCGCCUCAAGGAGUUCCUGGUGGAGCACCAGCGGCGCCGCGGUGAAGCCGUCACCAAGCACAAGGUCUUACUCCGCUCCUACCAGGGCGGCCAGCCGCCAGGGCCGCAGUAG